AGGGAGGCAGGAUUGGGAAGAGGACAGGUCUCACCCCCUGUGCUAAUCAAGCUUCUUGAAGUCUUGAUUUCAACUAUGUGUGAUAUUAAAUAGUUGCCACAUGUUGUGCCUUUCAUGAUUUUGUUGUUGAAUAAAGUGGUUCCCGACUGACUAGUUUAUAUACCAUUUACCUUUCUAAAGUACUUGGGGAUCCCCGAAACAAAAAAGCUAAGAUGAUUAUGAAGCAUAUGCAAUAGCUUUGGAAAAUUAGUUGCUGAAGUCACAGUUAGUAAUAGAUUCUUGCUUGUGUACUCUGUCCUCAAACACAAAGUGAACUGACGAGCAAAGUGAAGAAUGUUUAGCCUUCAGGUGAGUCAAGUCAUGUGACCCAAGCGUAUGUGGCCUUUGUAAAUCCCCAGUAGUUGAUGGUUUUCUUCUGCUGGUGAGAGAGAAGUUUCAUCAGGUGUCUGCUUUAUGUCAGAAGUUUAUUCUUUUUUAUUAGUUUCUUUAUUCCUAAUCUUUAGGCUUUUUCUUUUUUGGUGUCAGGUGUAGUAGGCUUUUGCUCUUUUCUGCAGUUCAUUUAUAUUUUGCUUGGGCAUUAAGAAAGAGCAAACAAACACACAAAAAACCAAACUGCUAUCUCGAAUGCAAAGGACAGACUUACAAGGAUGGCAACCCUGAGGCUACCUGAGAAUCCUGACCAUGUGGACGGAGCAAAUAGAGCACCAGAGCACCUUACGACUGUGUUGCAACACUGAGGAUCUGUGAUUUUUAUGAUGAUUCAUCAAAGACUUCAUAAGAUAAUUAAUGCAGGAGCAUUUGAAUCAUUGUUAUUCAGUGCCUGCUCACAGAGUAAUACAGUAAGGAACACGAUGUGGCUGUUAUGUAACUUGUGGAAUGUAUAAACUCUUACCAUGUGAGCAUUGACAUUCUGGGGAGUGUAAACAAAUUAGAGGAACAAUAUAGGUCACAGGGCAAAAGGAGGAGGAGAUGGUCCAAGUGAUUUUGGAAACUUUGUCUCCUGCUCUCUUUUUCCACCAGGCACACAUGCACUAAAGUUAUGAUUCCAUCUUUGGGUUUUAGACAUAAGCAAGCCACCCUUCCAGGAUAUGAUUGAAUUGGAGUCCCUUGCUGGACUUACAGAUAGCACCAUAGCAUUUUUGAUUAUUCAUAGUAUGGAAUCAUCAAGUGACAUCAAAAAUUGCCAGUUGAGUUUGGGCAGUCGCUGGAUGCAGAGGAGGUGUGACGUUUCCAACAUUCAGCAGCUGAAAUGUUUUUUUUUCACUCCACACAGAUUGGAACAUUGUUGGGUCUCUCAGUGUCUCCUCCACAUAGCUUCUUCCCACACUUCUGCCCCUUAUUGCCUGGCUUGAGGCCAUAUGUGUGUUCAGAAAGCUACAGCAACAAAGAAAAUGCAACAAAAUGGAAACAGCUUCCCUCCUCCCUAGUCAAGAGCUCUUUGAAGGUAACCGCUCUGGUGUCACUGUAGAAGAGGACCCUGACAGCAAGCUGAUGAAUGAGGACAUAUGUAUCCAUGCGUGGCCCUGUUCCUAUUACUUAGACCCUGAGAAACGAUGGGUCUACGGCAGACUCUCACUGACUCCUCUAGCGGUCCGAUUUACAGCUGACAAGACGGGCGAGCUGCUGGUCCACUUCCAUCUCUCCAGCAUCUGUGAGAUCAAGAAGGAGUCCUCCAGUUUCAUCUUCAGUUCCCUCACAAUUCUGGAGAAGGAGAACACCAAGCACUGGUUCAGCUCCCUCCAGCCCAAUAGAAAUGUGGUCUUCAACAUCCUGGAGCACUUCUGGAGGGAGCAGUUGCUGGCGCGCCCAGGGGCUGGAGCUCCGCAGACGACAAAAGGGAAAGAACUGACGGGCUUACUCUCUGCGUCUCAGAAACGUCUGGAGGAUACAGCAAAAGUGCUCCACUAUCAGGGUGAACAGUUUGGGAACAUCAUGUCAGGGCUGACCAAGAUUGACUCAGACCUGGAUGUAGCAGACAGGUUGUUGACAGAACUUGAAUCUCCUCCUUGGUGGCCUUUCAGCGGCAAAGUCUGGAAAGGGCCAUUGGAAGCAAAGCCAAAGGAGGCAGCCAUGAUUUCAGGGUCAAAGAACCAGGAAGGAGUAAUCAUCAGAAUUCCAGUUAUCAUCACCCACAGGACAAACUCUAGUGUCACACCAGGAAAACUCACGCUUCUGGUUACUGGCCUGGAAAUCAGUGACUCUAAUUCUCAGGUCAUUCACUGGUUUGAAUUGAAAGAUAUUGAUGAUAUCAAAGUUCAUACGCCGUAUGAGAUCAGUGUCCGUCAGAGGUUUAUUGGGAAGCCAGACACCUCUUAUCGGCUCUUGUCAGCAAAGAUGCCAGAAGCAAUCCCGAUCUUGGAGAUGCAGUUUAGCAAGAAAAUACAGUUUUUGGAAGACGCUUUGGGCUUUGUCGGUGCAAGGAAGUCUCCGCAGACAGAUCUGGGCAAUUCCAUUUGGCAAGCAGCCACGGGUCUUGUAGUAAGUACGGAAAAACCUGGAUCCUCAUCUGGAGGAGGCAACGGUAGCCAGUUGCAGCUGCAAAAGCAGGAACAAAUCGUGUCUGAGUCAGAAACACAAGAACUUAAACAGAUACUGAGGAAGCUCAAGAGCCUCGCCUUAGAAACAGACGCGGAACUGGAGAGACAGGAUGAAGUUCUCGACGUCCUUACCACCUCUGUAGAUCGGGCGACUUUGAAUAUCGACAAGCACAACCGCAGAAUGAAGAAGCUAACGUAGCACCCGUGUGAGCCAGUGGGUUUAAUAACCAGAGGGAUUGUGCAAUGAUAUAUUUGUCAGACUAUGUAUAGAAGUUUUGAUUGUACAGGAGCCAUCUAUCAUAUUAUCUUGAAUGCUGCUGUGGAACUUUGGGGAGCGGGGAGGAGCAGGAUGGGGAGGGAAAGGAAUGUGGAAACAUUUCCGUGCUGGGAUAAUUUUUAAAGGCAUUUUAAACUUAAAAAGGCCUAAACCGUUGAUCGUCUGGAAACAAUGACUGUGAAAUCCCUGCUACAGAAGAUCCUUAAAUGUAAAAUAUUGGGACCACCUCUGAAUUGAUGUUCAUGCCACAUGCUAAGUUACUGCUUUUGAAAAGUAACUUUUCUGUAAUAAGAGCGAAGAUGAGUAGGCAGUGUGGCUCUACCAGAUAAUUACAGUCCAAAAUUCUUGCAAGUUCUCUCCAAAAACAGAGGCAAAGUAGAAGUUGACCAAUCCCCACUUAGCACCAGGAGUCCCGUUUCAAGUUGUUGAAUUUCACAAAUUAGUGACUGAGUGAAGACGCCGAAUGGCUAACGAUAAAAUAACUUUGUUCACUUAUUGUACGAAUGUAACCGAGCGUUAGUGAAGGUUUUAAAGGAAUGAAGUCUUGGUAAUACAAGAGCUUGCUGCAGCUCUGAGCUGUGAAGUCUUUGGCAAGCAAGUAAAGCCAGACGACGUGUGUGUGAGUUAGUGAGGAGUUCAGUUGAAUGUUGCCAAAGGAUAAGUGUGUUGCUCCUUAAGUAGUUUGCUGUAAAUAAGUGUCGAAGCAAAGUGGAGACUUUAAUUUUCCAAAAGGAAAUUCUUGAUCUUGUACACUGGCAAUUGCUUUGUCUCUUAUCCUGAAUGACAGUGCUUAGAAAUAAUAGUACAGGAGAGGGUAAGUUCACUGCACUAUAAUGGAGAUGUUUUGGUAGGAGUGCUUGAAGCACACAAGUCUGUUCUGAAGGAACUUGGAGUACUUUGUGCCUAUAAAGACCCUCACUUCUGUACAAAGAGCUUUUCUGAAUGAUUUUGGUGGGCUGACAUCCUUACAAAUCCAUUUCUAGAAAUCCGAUGAUGGCUUAGCACAGAUUCUCCAGGGCACGACACAUCAUUUCAUGACCUCUCUUGGAUGCUAUGAGGUUCAGGUUCAUAAAUUGUUUAGCAUGCCUUCGUUUUCCAAGAAACACACUCGUCGUCCCUUCAUGCUACAUGGGGCCAUAGGGAGCCUGGUGGUUCUACUCCAGACCUAUGGGUUGAGUGUCUCCUGAUCAGCGCUGUACAUAUUCUCGUUGCCUCGUGGUAUUUAUGAAAACGCGAUGGACCGCCUUCCUCCUGUCAUGAUUUUCCUUUGAAAUAACUGGGAUGUGUGAAGACAAGACUUCUUGUCAAACCAGUCUUGCAUCAUGACUGCAUUGCCUUUCCGAAAUAAAAGGGAGUACCUGUAAAUAAUGUAUCUAAAUAGUUAUUGGUUUUAUUAUCGUGGAUGUUAGAGUUCACAAUCUAGAUGUAAUUGAUUUUAGUUCCACACAAUAUAGUAUACAUUUGUGUCUCCUACCAGAAAAGCCGUUGCCUAGAAUAGGUUCUAAAUUGUCCGCUGCCCUGCACACAGGCUGACUUUUCUGGGCCCUGGGUAAGGGGCGGGGCUUUCCAGGCCCCCGAAAGGGGCAGGCCCUCAGGCAGAAGGGGUGGGGCUAGGAGCUAGUCAGCCCAUCAGCACCACCUGGCAGACGCCAUCCUGGACUCUGGCGAUAAUUUAAAGGGCCCGAGGCUUUGGCCGCUGCCAUUUCUUCUGUAGCAGUGGCCAGAGGUCCUGUACCCUUUUAAAUUGCUGGGCCCCAGGAGAGCUGUUCCCCCUCCCCAGUUGAUGAGCCUGCCUGUAGCAGAGAACUGGGAGGGGGUUCAUUUCUUCUCACUGCUACCCAUGUCAUUUUCUCCACUAUAGCCUUCCAGUUCCUUUGCUUUAAAGAAUACUGGUGUAACCUUGGUCACUUCAAAUUGUUCUAUGAUAAGCUGAUGGUGAAUUAUCACCAUGUAACUUUACCGAUUAAAAUCUUUGUAAAUGCCAAAGUUUUGAACUGGGGAACCCACUGAUAAGUCAUGGGAUUGCUUCAUUUCAAAGCAACAUGGAUGACAGUAGGAGUAGAUGGGAAAUGACCUAGAGAAAUAACAGUCUUGAAAACAAUAUAGUGUAGAUCUGUCCAAUGUAAUAGCUGACUACAAGUCCCGUAUUUGCUCUGAGUUGUUAUGGGCAUGCAUUAAUUAAUGUCUUGUUCUGUGUUCCUGAAUGUAGUCAUUUUGAAGCAUAUGAAAUACAAAGUGUGACGUAACAAUAAAUGAUACUGUCUAGCACAUCUGUUUCUUAGUUUUAAAUACCCCAAAUAACUGUUGUCUUCAUGUGAUGAGAAAACAUGUUUACAAGAUAACUUAUUGUAUGAAACUUGUUUAGAAAUUCACUUUGCACAAAAGCACGUUUUGGUGUGAAGAAAUUUGGACCUGGUGCUGAUUUAGGAUUGAUUCUUACAUUAAUUAAUCCACUAAGAUUGCCAAAAACAGAUAGCAUUUGUACUUAACUAGACUAAG
Molecule: messenger RNA, 5313 nt
Organism: Pelodiscus sinensis (Chinese soft-shelled turtle)
Lineage: Eukaryota; Metazoa; Chordata; Testudines; Trionychidae
Source: RefSeq, a predicted model, not a curated record